AUGGAUAGUCUUAAAGAAUUCCUUGCUCCUAAAACAUUUAACCGGUUCAGCUUUGUUGUAAAUAUUUGCUGGAUUUUGCUCGGAGUAACUCUAUCAGCGAUCUUUCUCGACGCGGAAACCAGCGAAUCGAGAUUUGAUUUUCGCUGUGGCUCAAAUGGUGACAAGGAACUUAUCCGUGGAAAGUGUUACGAACAGUACGAAAAACAGUAUCAUAAAUUCGGCAUUCCCGUGUAUGGUUUCGUGAUCCUAAACUUCUUUCUUACUUCAAGUGUUUGUGUAGUUUACUCACAAGCGGUGAAGGCGAGAGUUUGUGAACUUGAAGCCAAUUUACAGGAUGUAGAAAAUCAGACUCAACUGAGAAUCGGGAACCAAACCCGGAAAAAGCUUUUCACGGCGUACUGCUUACAGCUUGUUGCUAGAUUUCUUCUUGGAAUUAUCUUUGUCCUUCUGCAGACCAACCUACUCUAUCCUCGUGGCUUUCCCUCGAACUUUAACUGUAAUUUAGCCAAAGAGGGCAAUUUUACUAACAUUACAGUCACUGCUACCGAGUGUCAUAAUCAGCGAGCAACUAAGAAAACCUUCUGGUCUUAUGCCGUGAUCGUAGUAACUGGAACUUUUGCGCUUCUUGUAUUUAUCGAAGUUCUCUGUAUCCUGUGGCGUGCAAGAAGGAGAGAAAGGUUCAUGGAGGACCAGCAAUUUUAUAAACAUUACCUGAAAUCGAAUUCAAAUGCCUCUCCAAAAGAACCGCAACAACAAGAGUUAACUGAGGUAGUCACCCAGGGUGAUGUCAAUCAAACCGAGCAACCAUCAACCGCUGCAUCGAGCAACGCACCACCGUCCUUCAACGACACUAACAGAAACGCGCAAACAUCAGUCGGCACGUUCCAAGAACGAAUGAAAAACUAUAUCCGAACAGUCACCGAUCGACCUUUGUGUGAUCUUAAAUCACCUUUUCAUCGUAAUCCUGGUGAAGGCCUUGGAACAAAUCUAACGCUUGACAAAAUCUACACCAAUUUGAUUAUUCACGAGGGCAGGGCUUAUUUAGAUCAAUUGACUGGAGACAGAGGGGAACAGCUGAAAAAAUACCUCAGAGCCAACGCAAACCUAAAACCAAAAAGGCCAGCGGAUGUUUUUGAUGCUGAAAAGCAAAACAUUCUUGUUGUCGGUCAUCCUGGAACUGGCAAAACUUUGUUUUGUACGAAGAUUCUUCGCGAUUGGGCUUGCGAUAACUUGUUCAUUGGAGAACAAAACGAACAAUUAGAUUUCCAAGUCGCUUUUCUCGUCAAGCUGAGGAUGUUGAACCGCAUAGCUGAUCAAGAACUCAAUCUUCGCGAACUACUGGAGUAUUCAGAGUAUUCAACCCCUCUAUCCGAUGAGCCGGAUGAAGUCUGGAAGUACAUUCGUCAAAACCCAAAUAAAGUUCUUGUGAUUUUUGAUGGGUUUGACGAAUAUUCUGGCAGGACUGAAAUUGAUAAUGACGACACUUUGUACAGAAACUGGAAAGAAGACAGGAUGCCUCUUCAUUCCCUGCUCAAGAAGAUCUUAUCUGGGAAAAUUCUCGCUGGUGCCACAGUGUUAACGACUACAAGACCCACUGCCGUGUCAUGUUUUGGAAGUCUUUGCUUUCACAAAGCGGUUGAAAUACUGGGAUUUACACCACAGCAAGUGGAAGAUUAUGUGGAAAAGUUCACAAGCGGCGGGCACAAAGCAAAAACUAUAAAGGAGCACAUCAGAAGUAACCUCAACCUCCUAUCCUUUUGCUACAUUCCCGUGAAUUGUUUCAUCAUUUGUUCGUGCUUUCUGAAGUUGCUCAUUGACAACUCUGCUGACCACCUCGGCUGCCUUUCCACAAAGCUAACAGAAAUAUACUCCGUUGCCAUCAAGAUCUUUUACUUCUGUUAUGACGAUGACCGAUACCGCCACCAUAAAGACAAUGGUAGAGACUUUUACCUUAAGCCAUUUAAGGAAUUGCCUGAAGCUGUGACCAGGGUGUUUAGCAGGCUAGGAGAAAUUGCUUUUAAUGGAAUUCAACAAGGAAGACUUGUUUUUGAAUCACAGGAAGUCAACGACCUAGAGAAGAAUGGCUUGUUCCAGCGUUUACCUGAUACUAGCAGCGGUUUAAAAGAGGGAAAAGCCCAAUACUGUUUUCUCCAUCUGACUGUGCAGGAGUUUUUUGCAGCAAAGCAUUUGGUGGACACCAUGAGUCACGAAGAACUGAAGACAUUUGUUUCAGAUCACAUUAAGGAAGGAUCGUGGAAAGUUGUGAUGCAGUUUGUGGCUGGACUGCUGGAACAAGAGGAACAGUCAACUGAUAUUUUCAGCGGCCUUCUUCCAUUAUCAUCUGUUACCAGAGAAACUACAAGUUUCGAAAUCAGGAGAGAAGAGUUAGAGGCACGAACUGAAACAGUUACCUGUUGGCCAGCUGAGGGAGACAGAGAACUAGCGGUGACUUUAUUCAACUGCAUGUAUGAGAACAAUUCAUCCGGUUUAGAAGUUCAAAGGAGAUUGGCCCAAAUUGAUUGCAAUGCGCUCGAUUUUAGUUCUUGUCGCUUGUCACCUCUUGAUUGUUUAACAUUAGUGCAUGCACUUCAAUCUAGUGGUGAAAAAAUUGUGCAUUUCAAUUUAGUGUCUAACAAUGUUGCUGACCUUGGUUGCAUAGAAAUUUCCAAAUUGUUUGGUGGCAAAGAUCACAAUCAGAGUUUUUGCAACCUAAAACGCUUAGACCUCCGUUCUAACAGGAUUACAGAUGAGGGUGUAAAAUACAUAACUACAGCACUCAUAAACAAUAAUUGCAAACUAAACAGCUUAGGCCUCGAAUUCAAUGCGAUAACUGAUAAAGGUGUAGAGCACUUGACUAAAGCACUCAUAAACAAUAAUUGCAAACUAAACAGCUUAGGCCUUAAAGGGAACGAGAUAACUGAUAAAGGUGUAGAGCACUUGACUACAGCACUCAUAAACAAUAAUUGCAAACUAAACAGCUUAGGCCUCGAAUGGAAUAAGAUAACUGAUAAAGGUGUAGAGCACUUGACUAAAGCACUCAUAAACAAUAAUUGCAAACUAAACAGCUUAGGCCUCGAAAUGAAUGAGAUAACUGACAAAGGUGUAGAGCACUUGACUAAAGCACUCAUAAACAAUAAUUGCAAACUAAACAGCUUAGGCCUCGAAAUGAAUGAGAUAACUGAUAAAGGUGUAGAGCACUUGACUAAAGCACUCAUAAACAAUAAUUGCAAACUAAACAGCUUAGGCCUCGAAGCGAAGGCGAUAACUGAUAAAGGUGUAGAGCACUUGACUACAGCACUUACAAACAAUAAUUGCAAGCUGAAAAGCCUAAGCCUCCCUGGACUUGCAGUAUCUGAGAAAAGUAAAAUUCUCAUUAAUGAUACAGCAAAG
Porites lobata is the source of this 3390-nucleotide messenger RNA. The record is from the annotation of a GenBank genome assembly. NCBI's taxonomy places the organism in Eukaryota, Metazoa, Cnidaria, Anthozoa, Scleractinia, Poritidae.